Ruditapes philippinarum (Manila clam) is the source of this 2400-nucleotide messenger RNA. RefSeq names its product syntaxin-binding protein 4-like. Bases 170 to 2044 code for a protein of 624 amino acids. Gene Ontology annotation, molecular function: protein binding. The record is from RefSeq and is a predicted model, not a curated record. Lineage: Eukaryota; Metazoa; Mollusca; Bivalvia; Venerida; Veneridae. The transcript is spliced from 20 exons.
UCAAUGUUAUCGAAGUGGUUAUAAGACCCAAUAUUCAAGCAUCUAGAUGAUGAAAAUAAUGAUUAAAAUAUAGUUGCCAAAAUAAAGACAAAUUUGGUAAUAAAAGGCAAUUAAAUCAACUAAGAAAGGUGUAAGUAAGAUAUGUGAUUGGUUUAAAAAGUGAGAUGAGAUGUCUUCCACUUUGGUAAUUACACAGACAGCUGAAACUGAUCAAAACUAUGCCGGGGCACAGGAAGAGGUGGAGGAAGAGGUUCCACCGAGGGAGGCAGAACUGUUUGAGUUCGACAACUGUUCAAAAGGACUAGGUAUAAAGAUCUGUGGUGGGUGUAGUUUGGAUGGGGAAGAGUUAAAUGGUGUGUUCAUCAAAAGAGUUUUACCCGGUGGUCUUGCUGAGGCACAAGGUGGUUUGAAGAGGGGUGAUCAAAUACUGGAAGUUAAUGGAGAUAGCCUAGAGGGUGUCACCAAUGAUAGGGCAGUGUCAAUAUUGAGGCAAGCUUGUGCAUCGAAUCAUGUAGAAAUUGUGGUAUCAAGGGAUGAGCAAGCAAUUAAAGAGUUCAAAGAGAUUCUAGAAAAGACAGCAAACUGUAGUGUUCCUGGCACACCUGUACCAUCAGAGCAAAGUAGAAAGACAUCUGUGGUAAGAUCAGAGAAUGGGGCCUCAAAUAGACCAGAGCCUGAGACAGUUACUCCAAACACCCAGGAAGGGCAAACACCACCAGUGGCACAAGACAGUCCAAAUACACCUGUCAAUAGUAGUGUGAUGCCUAAACUAGCAUUUAGAGGUCUCAUACCUAGCAUGGCUUCAACUCCCCAUCAGAAAGGAUCCACUGCAACUGUAGGAUCAGGAAGUUCUGGUUCUCGCUUUUCAAGCUUCCCUAAUGUAGAGCCAUCACCAGUUGGGGUACCUGUGUCACUGUCCGAUACCUUCAUGUCCAGUGGCUCUGUGUUUGAACCCAAUACCAAUGAACCACCACAUCAACGACAGUCCCAUGCUACUUCAUUGACAAGGAAACUGUCUAUAGAUCCGUAUGUAAGAUUGAAAGUGGAGAAGUUAAAUGCUGCAUUGAGAUAUCUUGGUUUAGACCCCACCCCUGAGAAGGAGUUUCAAAUGAGGUCACAACUAAAUAUAGAUUCAAGGGAAACAGUGCAUUAUGGGGAGUUUGUAGAGGUUGUGAGAGAAGUGUUCAAGUCGGAGUUAGCCGGUAAGAAUAUUGGUACAAGUACGAUGAUGUUUGCUGCCAGUGAUAUCACAGAUCUGGUGGAACCGCCGGCAUUUAGAUCAGAGAUGAAUGGUGGGGCAAGUGGUGUAAGUCAACCCGAGUUAGAAUUGGAGAAUGAGGAACUGAGGCAGGAAAAUAUGAGAUUACAGGUGCUAUUGAGAGAAAAAGAGGAUGAAGUUUUGAGAAUAAGAAAGGAGGCUCAGGGUGCUAUACAGGAACAAAGGGAGUUACGUAGUAAAGUGCAUUUAGCAGCUAAGGCCCAGCAGGUGGCUAGAGAUAUGGAACAUGACUACGAGGAGGUGGUGAGACUACUGGAGGGAGAAAUAGCUCAGCUGAAAUUACAGCUUGGGAGACAAUCGGAAGGCGACCCUAUCAUGCAGAGACGUCUGGCUGUGCUGACAUGUCAGCUGAGGAAAGCUGAGUCCGAGAAGGAAACAUUUAAAGUUGCUACAGAAAAACUUUUACAAUUUGCAGAGGGUGUACACGAGAUGACCAGUGAAAAUGGUGCAGCUUCCAGGCCUCUUGCUGGAGCCAAAUCAACAGGUGUGUUAGGCAAGCAUAAGAGAAGUACAAAAAGUAUAAAGACAAUGUCAACUGAAGCAAAAGACAUCGUAAAAUCUGUUAGAUCACUCAUUGAUACUCAACCAUUACCUUUUGGUUGGGAAGAGACGUAUACUUCAGAUGGUAUGAGAUACUAUAUUAACCAUUUAAAUCAAGUUACAACUUGGACACACCCACUUUCCAAUGUGACACACCUUCCUUCAGUGCAAGAUGACAAGAAAUCUAAAGGGGAGGAGCCUCAGCCAUCUGGGUCACAGAGUUGAUUCAUUUCACCUCACAUAGCAGGCAGGAUUAUUUUAAAUCAGAGGACAAAACCAUUAUUGCAUUUAUAGCUUAAAGAAAAUUUGUCACACUUUUUACAGGAUCUUUUUCUUCAUUUGAACUCUCACCUUCCUUUAUUUGCGUAAUGGACCUAUCCUGCUUUAAUUUUGGAAACUGUCCAUUGUUAGUUGUAGGGAUAAUCACAGAAUUGGUAGCUUGGAGCAGCCAACGGUAUAGAGCCUGGUCAAUCAGCUUGGAUGUGCCAUCUAAGCCAUGCCUGAGCAAGACAUUAUAGUUUAUAUAACUUCCAAUGGUUUGGAAAAAAAUGUUUGUACUACAAGGAAUUUUCAUGCUGUUU